Messenger RNA from Suillus subaureus, 472 nucleotides. RefSeq lists its product as uncharacterized. Bases 99 to 386 code for a protein of 95 amino acids. The transcript has 2 exons. The record is from RefSeq and is a predicted model, not a curated record. Lineage: Eukaryota; Fungi; Basidiomycota; Agaricomycetes; Boletales; Suillaceae.
UUACUUCGAAGUUUUCCCUGCUGUAUGCAUCUUGUGUUUGUAUUGUAUUGGGUCUAAUCAUUCAUUGAUCUAAUGUUGCCAUUGGUUUUCAACCGACAAUGUCUUACUGUAUCAAGCUUCGACCCACCUUGUCAAGUCUGAUGCAGCUUCUGUACUCUGUACUACCAUGCCAAGCCUCAUUCAGGCUGGGUCGAGUACCACACACACCACAACAAGUUCUUCCUAACAUCUUCGCAGUCUCCGUACUAAUGUCAACCUCCACACUUACCCAUGCCGCGUCAAUGCCUUGUGAAUGCCGUGUCACUGCCUCGUCACACCUACCACAUGUAGCGUCACUGCUGCGUCAGACCCCACCCUGCGCGUCAGCACUUCAACUGUCGGUGUAACUUGGACGUCGUACACUGUAGUUGUUCAUAGACAGCAAUAAAAUCAUUUACUCAGCAUUCUACGAGUACUCCAAGUCUUCGAUAAA